Messenger RNA from Nylanderia fulva, 7006 nucleotides. It is a transcript of the gene Mhc, whose product is annotated as myosin heavy chain. NCBI's taxonomy places the organism in Eukaryota, Metazoa, Arthropoda, Insecta, Hymenoptera, Formicidae. Gene Ontology annotation, cellular component: cytoplasm; myosin filament; myosin II complex. The record is from RefSeq and is a predicted model, not a curated record. Gene Ontology annotation, molecular function: ATP binding; microfilament motor activity; actin filament binding. Gene Ontology annotation, biological process: muscle contraction; sarcomere organization.
AAUCGAGAUUUUCUAAUCGAUUGUUCCCCAGGGCCGCCCGGAACGUGCCGCCAGAAGUAGUCCGUCCGCCGCCGAACCAACAACAAGCCCCGUGGGCAAAAACGAUAGGAAGAAGAGGAACAGUCCUCCCCUCCUACCGAAAAAGAAGCCAGACCUCACGAAAUAGCCCGUGAGUGCCACAGCACAGCAUCAGUGUACCGCCAGUAGAGCCCAGAGGAAGCAUCGAGGAUGCCAGCCGUGAAGCCCCAGGAGGGAGAGGAUCCCGACCCGACCCCAUAUCUCUUCGUCUCUCUCGAGCAGAAGAGAAUCGACCAGACGAAACCCUAUGACGCGAAGAAGGCGUGCUGGGUACCCGACGAGAAGGAGGGCUACCUUCUCGGCGAGAUUAAAGCCACCAAGGGCGACGUCGUUAGCGUCAGCUUACCUGGCGGCGAGACCAAGGACUUCAAGAAGGACCAGCUGCAGCAGGUGAACCCGCCUAAGUAUGAGAAAGCCGAAGACAUGUCCAAUCUGACCUACCUCAACGAUGCUUCGGUUCUCCACAAUUUGAAGCAACGUUACUACGCCCAGCUCAUCUACACCUAUUCCGGCCUGUUCUGCGUGGCUAUCAAUCCCUAUAAAAGAUUCCCCGUGUACACGGGAAGGUGCGCCAAACUGUAUCGUGGUAAGAGGCGUAGUGAGGUGCCACCCCAUAUUUUCGCCAUUUCUGAUGGAGCUUACGUCAACAUGCUUACCAACAGCGAGAAUCAGUCUAUGUUGAUCACUGGUGAGUCUGGUGCCGGAAAGACUGAGAACACGAAAAAGGUAAUCGCGUACUUCGCCACCGUCGGUGCCUCGACCAAGAAAGAGAAGGAAGAUCCGAAUAAGAAGAAGGGCUCCCUGGAGGACCAGGUCGUACAAACCAAUCCCGUCCUGGAGGCUUUCGGUAACGCCAAGACCGUCCGUAACGAUAACUCCUCUCGUUUCGGUAAAUUCAUUCGUAUUCACUUCGGUCCCUCUGGAAAACUGGCCGGUGCUGAUAUUGAGACUUAUCUGCUGGAGAAGGCUCGUGUCAUCUCUCAACAGACUCUGGAGCGUUCCUAUCACAUCUUCUACCAGAUGAUGUCCGGAUCAGUCAAGGGACUGAAGGAAAACUGUCUCUUGUCCAACAACAUAUACGACUAUAACAACGUAUCUCAAGGAAAGAUCACGAUCCCCAACGUCGAUGAUGGCGAGGAAUGUAUGCUGACGGAUCAAGCCUUCGACGUGUUGGGCUUCACCCAGGAAGAGAAGGAUGACAUCUACAAGAUCACCGCUUCUGUCAUGCAUAUGGGUGGCAUGAAGUUCAAGCAAAGGGGUCGUGAGGAACAGGCUGAAGCCGAUGGCACUGAGGAAGGUGAGCGCGUGGCUAAGUUGCUUGGUUGCGACUGUGCCGAUCUUUACAAGAACUUGCUGAAGCCAAGGAUCAAGGUCGGUAACGAGUUCGUCACCCAAGGUCGUAACAAGGACCAGGUAGCCUACUCCGUGGGCGCCAUGUCGAAGGCGAUGUUCGACAGGUUGUUCAAGUGGCUGGUCAAGAAGUGUAACGAGACCCUGGAUACCAAGCAGAAGAGACAGCACUUCAUUGGUGUACUGGAUAUCGCUGGUUUCGAGAUCUUCGACUACAACGGCUUUGAGCAGCUCUGCAUCAACUUUACCAACGAGAAGUUGCAGCAGUUCUUCAACCAUCACAUGUUUGUACUCGAGCAAGAGGAGUAUAAGAAGGAGGGCAUCGAUUGGGUGUUCAUUGACUUCGGCAUGGACUUGCUAGCUUGUAUCGAGCUGAUCGAGAAGCCUAUGGGUAUCCUCUCCAUCCUUGAGGAAGAGUCUAUGUUCCCUAAGGCCACAGACAAGACCUUUGAGGAGAAGUUGAACAACAACCAUCUCGGCAAGAGUCCCAACUUCCUGAAGCCCAAACCGCCUAAACCAGGCCAGCAGGCAGCCCACUUUGCGAUUGGCCAUUACGCCGGCAACGUACCAUAUAAUAUCACCGGCUGGCUGGAGAAGAACAAGGACCCGCUGAACGACACGGUGGUCGAUCAAUAUAAGAAGUCUACGAACAAACUGCUGGUGGAAAUCUUCGCUGAUCAUCCUGGUCAAUCUGGUGGUGGUGACGCCGGUGGCGGUGGCAAGGGUGGACGUGGUAAGAAGGGUGGUGGUUUCUCUACCGUAUCGUCCUCCUACAAGGAGCAGCUGAACAACCUGAUGACUACCCUGCGUGCCACGCAACCCCACUUUGUCCGUUGCAUCAUCCCCAACGAGUUGAAGCAGCCUGGCGUCAUCGACUCUCACUUGGUCAUGCAUCAGCUGACUUGUAACGGUGUGCUUGAAGGCAUUCGUAUCUGUCGCAAAGGUUUCCCCAACAGGAUGGUGUAUCCUGAUUUCAAGCUACGAUACAAAAUUCUGUGCGCCAAUGCCGUCCCAGAGCCUUGCGACGCGCAAAAGGCCACCCAGAUCAUCUUGGACACGAUCAAUCUGGAGAGUGAUCAGUAUCGCCUGGGUCACACCAAGGUAUUCUUCCGUGCCGGAGUUCUGGGUCAGAUGGAGGAACUUCGUGAUGAACGUCUCGGCAAGAUCGUAUCUUGGAUGCAAGCCUACAUCAGAGGUUACUUGUCUCGUAAAGACUACCAGAAGCUCCAAGAGCAACGCCUGGCCCUCCAAGUCGUCCAGAGAAACUUGAGGAAAUACCUCCAACUCCGCACCUGGCCGUGGUGGAAGUUGUGGCAGAAGAUCAAGCCUCUGCUCAAUGUCACUCGUAUCGAGGACGAGAUGGCCGCGCUGGAGGAGAAAGCCAAGAAGGCCCAGGAAGCUUUCGAGAAGGAGGAAAAGCUGCGCAAGGAGCUGGAAGAAUUGAACGCCAAGCUUCUCUCGGAGAAGACCAACCUGCUGCGCCAGCUGGAGGGUGAGAAGGGCUCGCUCUCCGAUUUCCAGGAGAAGGCCUUGAAAUUGAACGCGCAGAAAGCCGAUCUCGAGUCGCAACUUCACGACCUCAGCGAAAGAUUCAAGGAAGAGGAGGAUGCGAGGAACAAUCUCUUCCAGAACAAGAAGAAACUCGAACAGGAAGUAUCUGGCCUGAAGAAAGAUAUCGAGGAUCUCGAACUAAAUCUGCAGAAAUCCGAACAGGAUAAAGCGACGAAAGACCACCAGAUCAGGAAUCUAAAUGACGAAAUCGCUCACCAAGAUGAGCUCAUCAACAAGCUCAACAAAGAGAAGAAGAACCAAGGUGAAGUCAACCAGAAGACCGCCGAGGAGCUCCAGGCCGCCGAGGAUAAGGUCAACCACCUCAACAAAGUCAAGCUCAAGCUCGAACAGACCCUUGACGAACUCGAGGACUCCCUCGAACGUGAAAAGAAAUCACGUGCCGACGUCGAGAAGGCAAAGAGGAAGGUGGAAGGCGAUCUGAAACUCACACAGGAAGCCGUCGCUGAUCUUGAAAGAAAUAAGAAGGAACUCGAACAGACUAUUCAACGCAAAGACAAGGAACUCUCAUCCUUGACCGCCAAGCUCGAGGACGAGCAAUCCCUUGUCGGCAAACUGCAGAAACAGAUCAAGGAAUUGCAGGCUCGAAUUGAAGAACUUGAGGAAGAGAUCGAGGCGGAACGCGGUGGACGCGCCAAGGCCGAGAAGCAGCGCAGCGAUCUCGCACGCGAGCUCGAGGAACUUGGUGAACGCUUGGAGGAGGCCGGCGGUGCUACUUCCGCUCAGAUCGAGCUGAACAAGAAGCGCGAGGCUGAGCUGAGCAAGCUCCGCAGGGAUCUUGAAGAAGCCAACAUCCAGCAUGAAUCUUCCCUGGCCAGUCUGCGCAAGAAGCACAACGACGCUGUCGCCGAGAUGGGCGAGCAGAUCGAUACCCUCAACAAGCUUAAGGCUAGGGUUGAGAAGGAGAAGGUGCAAUACUACAGCGAGUGCAACGACUUGCGCACAUCUUGCGACCACUUGAGCAACGAGAAGGCUGCUCAGGAGAAGAUCGUGAAGCAGCUGCAGCAUCAGCUGAACGAGACCCAGGGCAAGCUUGAAGAGGUGAACCGCACUCUGAAUGACUUCGACGCCGCGAAGAAGAAGCUGUCGAUCGAGAACAGCGAUCUGCUGCGCCAGCUUGAGGAGGCCGAGUCCCAGGUCAGCCAGCUGUCGAAGAUCAAGAUCUCUCUCACCACGCAACUGGAGGACACGAAGAGGCUCGCGGACGAGGAGUCGCGCGAGCGCGCCACCCUGCUCGGCAAGUUCCGCAAUCUGGAGCACGACCUGGACAACAUCCGCGAGCAGGUCGAGGAGGAGGCAGAGGGCAAGGCCGACCUUCAGCGUCAACUCAGCAAGGCCAACGCCGAGGCGCAGCUCUGGCGCACCAAGUACGAAUCCGAGGGCGUCGCCCGGGCUGAAGAACUCGAGGAGGCGAAGAGGAAGCUGCAGGCCAGGCUCGCCGAGGCGGAAGAGACCAUCGAGUCUCUCAACCAGAAGGUCAUCGCUCUGGAGAAGACCAAGCAACGCUUGUCCACGGAAGUGGAGGACCUGCAGAUCGAGGUGGACCGCGCGACCGCCAUCGCCAACGCCGCCGAGAAGAAACAGAAGGCCUUCGACAAGAUCAUCGGGGAAUGGAAGCUCAAGGUCGACGAUCUCGCCGCCGAGCUCGACGCCAGCCAGAAGGAGUGUCGCAACUACAGCACCGAGCUCUUCAGGCUCAGAGGUGCCUACGAGGAAGGUCAGGAACAGCUGGAGGCGGUACGUCGCGAGAACAAGAACCUCGCCGACGAGGUGAAGGAUCUGCUGGACCAGAUCGGCGAAGGUGGCCGCAACAUUCACGAGAUCGAAAAGGCCAGAAAGCGCUUGGAGGCUGAGAAGGACGAAUUGCAGGCCGCUCUCGAGGAGGCCGAGGCCGCUCUUGAACAAGAAGAGAACAAGGUGCUGCGCAGCCAGCUCGAGCUCAGCCAGGUCAGACAGGAGAUCGACCGCCGCAUUCAGGAGAAGGAGGAAGAAUUCGAGAACACCAGGAAGAAUCAUCAACGCGCCCUCGACUCCAUGCAAGCUUCCCUCGAAGCAGAAGCCAAGGGCAAAGCUGAGGCACUGCGCAUGAAGAAGAAGCUGGAGGCGGACAUCAACGAGUUGGAGAUCGCGUUGGACCAUGCAAACAAGGCGAACGCCGAGGCGCAGAAGAACAUCAAGCGAUACCAACAGCAGCUCAAGGACGUGCAGACCGCUCUCGAGGAAGAACAGAGAGCGCGCGACGAGGCCCGAGAGCUCCUCGGCAUCUCAGAGCGUCGCGCCAACGCCCUGCAGAACGAGCUUGAGGAGAGCCGCACUCUCCUUGAACAGGCGGACCGUGGUCGUCGCCAGGCCGAGCAGGAGCUCGCCGACUGUCACGAACAGUUGAACGAACUGAGCGCCCAGAACGCUUCCAUUUCUGGCGCCAAGAGGAAACUCGAGGCCGAACUGCAGACUCUCCACUCCGAUCUGGAUGAGCUGCUCAACGAGGCGAAGAAUUCGGAGGAGAAGGCGAAGAAGGCGAUGGUGGACGCGGCCAGGUUGGCGGACGAAUUGCGCGCCGAACAAGAUCAUGCUCAGACCCAGGAGAAAUUGCGCAAGGCUCUGGAGACACAGAUCAAGGAACUGCAGGUGCGCCUGGACGAGGCCGAGGCAAAUGCUCUCAAGGGCGGCAAGAAGGCCAUCCAGAAGCUGGAACAGCGCGUACGCGAGCUGGAGAACGAGCUCGAUGGCGAGCAAAGGAGACACGCCGACGCUCAGAAGAAUCUGCGCAAGUCCGAGCGUCGUAUCAAGGAGCUGAGCUUCCAGGCGGACGAGGACCGUAAGAACCACGAGCGCAUGCAGGAUCUGGUUGACAAACUCCAGCAGAAGAUCAAGACAUACAAGAGGCAGAUCGAAGAGGCGGAGGAGAUCGCCGCGCUGAAUCUCGCCAAGUUCCGUAAGGCGCAGCAAGAACUGGAGGAAGCUGAAGAAAGGGCGGACCUUGCCGAACAAGCUAUCACCAAGUUCCGCACCAAGGGACGUGGCGGAAGCGCCGCACGCGGACUCAGCCCAGUGCCACACCGACCUGCGUUUAAACCCCUAUUAGAUGGUUCCGCAUUCCCGCCACGCUUCGACCUGCAGCCCGAUGGUGAUCUGUAAAGCUCCUUCCGAGGAAUUCGCGUAAAUAAUUAUAAACCGACAAAAAGGAAAAAAAAAUAACAAAAAUUUAACAACAGAAAACUCAAGCAAAAUUAAAGAAGGGUAAGAGAAGAAGAAGAAGGAGGAGGAGGAAGAACAUCCAUCGUCCUCAUCGAGUCCAUCGUCGAACGAAGACACGAAUAUAUAUAUAUGCAACGAAUCCGAGAGCUCGCUCGGAGCUCUCAACGGCAUCGUCAUCUCGCAAUCGAGCGAUCGAUCCAUUAUUACAUCUAGAGAUCACGAAUUCGCGAUCAUUUUUCUUGACAAUAAUUUUUACGUGUUCGGUCAAUAAAAGAGAAAGACAAGAUAAAAUUAACGUUCGCUCAGGAAGAUCGAAGGAAAAGAUGGGGAUGCGAGAGAGGGUGUGUUUUGAUUCACCACGCGAGCUGACGGUCGAGGGAGAGAAAAAGUGGCAGAAUGAGAGAUAUCGAGCGAGAGGACGAUGAGAGAGCGAGAGCCAGCGAGAGAUAUAUUAAUACGUACACAUAUACACAUAUACACGCAGAAUAAUAAAGGGGAAAAAUAACAGAGCGAUAAAUACACACAUAUAAACAUUUACGUCCUCGUGAAAUGCACAAGGUAACAAGCAAAAGUGUUGAAGGUAAAUGAGAAAAAAGUUUAAAAAAAUAUAUAUCUAUAUAUAAUAUAUACUCGCGAGGAGAAACGCGAAAUCGCGAACAAAACGUCAAUCAACAGCGCGUAUCAUUACAUGUGUCAUCCAAAUGAUAUCGUAUCCUACAAACUUAAUUGUAAUUUAUAAAGAGAGAUGAAGUAUGUAUUUAUUAAAGUAAAUAAGCAAUAAAUAAAGAUAAGAAUUAAAUCACCUCACUUA